GGCUCGUUGCGCAUUCGGGUUUAACAGCCACGGUGUCAUUCACAAUAAUCCCACACGUUUGAUACAUCUCUGGAUUAUGUAUUCAGUUCUGUAUUGAUUGUUAAUUUGUUAUUUAAACCCGAAUAAAUUAAUUCUUUUUAUUUUAUUUUUUAAACUUGAAACGCAACAGGUUUAGGAACUGCUCUGUCUCUGUUAAGAGGACAUUGGAAGACUAAAGUUUGAAAGCAGGAUGAAACAAGCAUGUGAAAGUGUUCUGAGCUGCAGUUUUCUGCCUUGCUUCAGUUUGUCACCUGUAGAUGCAGUGAACUGUAGCCAGUGGAAGCUCUGCAACCUUGAAGCAAUUACAAGGAAGGUGAUACUUGUUGGACCAGCAGGCUGUCUCUUCAUUUACAUUAAAGGCUUUAUUAAAUGAGUUCUCUUUUACAAUAUGUUAAUAUUACUUCUUAAAAAAAAAAAAAAAAGUUUGAGUGAUUACUGUCACAUUUACCAUUUUCCCAAUAUUUCUUUUACAAAUGUUAUCUCUAAAAUUCAUAUAUUUUGUGUCUUCUUGAAAUAACAUACCAACCCUAAGCACAUUUUCAAACUCCUCCCUCUCUUCACUCCAGGUGGUGAAUGAGCUGAAGUCAAGCUGGUUGUGAAGGUGCUGGACUUUUCCCCCCCUACACCCCAAGCCGGACACAGCAUGGCGGCGGGAGUAGCGGCAUGGCUUCCCUUUGCCCGGGCUGCCGCAAUCGGCUGGAUGCCCGUGGCGAAUUUGCCCAUGCCAGUGGCACCAACUGAAAAAAACAAGAGGCAGGAUGAGGUCAUCAUUCUCAAUGUCAGUGGACGGCGCUUCCAGACCUGGAGGAACACGCUGGACCGCUACCCUGACACUCUGCUCGGCAGCUCAGAAAAGGAGUUCUUCUACAACGAGGAGACCAAAGAGUACUUCUUUGACCGAGAUCCUGAUGUUUUCCGCAGCGUGCUCAACUUCUACCGCACAGGCAAGCUCCACUAUCCACGCUAUGAAUGCAUCUCCUCUUAUGACGAGGAGCUGGCUUUCUUUGGCAUCGUACCAGAGAUCAUCGGGGACUGUUGCUAUGAAGAGUACAAGGACAGGAAGAGGGAGAACGCAGAACGCCUGAUGGAUGACCAAGAGGACAACAAAGAUGCUAAGCUGCCUAAUAUGACCUUCAGAGAGACGAUGUGGCGAGCUUUUGAGAAUCCUCACACUUCCACCAUGGCUCUGGUCUUCUACUAUGUAACUGGCUUCUUCAUCGCCGUCUCCGUCAUCACCAACGUGGUCGAGACGGUGCCCUGUGGUUCAGCUCCCAACCAGAAGGAAGUGCCGUGUGGCGAGCGCUAUACCGUGGCCUUUUUCUGCAUGGACACGGCUUGCGUCAUGAUCUUCACCGUGGAGUAUCUGAUGCGUUUAUUUGCAGCACCAAACCGCUACCGCUUUAUGAGAUCCGUAAUGAGCAUUAUCGACGUGGUAGCCAUCUUACCCUACUACAUUGGACUGGUGAUGACCGACAAUGAGGAUGUGAGCGGCGCCUUUGUGACACUUCGCGUUUUCCGCGUGUUUCGUAUCUUUAAGUUCUCCCGACACUCGCAGGGCCUGCGCAUUCUGGGCUACACGCUGAAGAGCUGUGCCUCGGAGCUGGGCUUCCUACUCUUCUCCCUUACAAUGGCCAUAAUUAUCUUUGCUACCGUCAUGUUUUACGCCGAGAAGGGUUCAAGCUCCAGCAAAUUCACCAGCAUCCCAGCCUCCUUCUGGUACACCAUCGUUACUAUGACAACACUCGGAUAUGGAGACAUGGUUCCUAAGACGAUUGCGGGGAAGAUCUUUGGGUCAAUUUGCUCUCUAAGUGGAGUGCUGGUAAUUGCCCUCCCUGUCCCUGUCAUCGUCUCCAACUUUAGCCGCAUCUAUCACCAGAACCAGAGAGCUGACAAGCGGCGGGCGCAGAAAGUACAGAAAGCCCGUUUGGCCAGGAUAAGACUGUCAAAGGCAGGAAGCUCGAGUGCCUUCCUUCACAGCAAGCGGAACGGCCUGUUCAACGAAGCUCUGGAGCUCACACAACUUCCAUACAAGAUGAGCCUUUCAGAACAGAGUUCCACCAAGGAGGAGCAACAUUUAGGCAAGUCUUCGUCUCUUUUAGAGAGCCAGCACCACCACCUGCUGCACUGUUUGGAGAAAACCACUAACCACGAGUUUGUGGAUGAGCAGUAUUACCAGCAGAGCUACCUGGAGGGGGGGCUGCAGAACUAUCCCCCUCGAAGCCCCUCCCUGUCCAGCCAAGACGGCGUGACGGGGACGUGCUGCAGCCGCCGAAGCAAGAAGCACAACACACCUUUACGGAACGCCAGUGCCCCAGCACACAUGCAGCCUUUGACUCACCCGCAGACGCACCACCACGGCCUGCAGGAGCUCAGCACCAUCCACAUCCAGCCUCUCAGCACCAGUCGCUCCAGUUUGAACAUGCGCAUAGAUGAGCCAGCACCUCUGAACUGCCAGAGCAGCCAGAUCACCACAGCAAUCAUCAGCAUUCCCACACCGCCAGUGACAACUCCUGAGGGCGACGCCCACCUGCCCACUGGCCCGAGUCAUCAAAAUGUUGUGAAAGUGUCUGCACUUUGAGGACUGGAGUUCUGGGGGGUCCACACUGAAAGACAGAUUAAGACUAAUUAAGACAGACAAGGACUGAUGGAGAAGGCGCUCAGAGACCAGGACAAGCCCAAGCGGAGCCUGCCCCCUGCUGGCCAUGCGCUGUAACAACAUGGACUCCCAGUACAGACGGGUGGUUGUUAGGAUCUUCAUGUUAGUAUUUGGCAUAAGUGUGCACAUACAAGAGUGUGUAAGUGAGACAGCAGAAGAAAAAGUAUGGAAGCAAGUGCUUCCUGUUGUGUCGGGUGAUUCUCCCAAAUGUGUCACUGUGCAAAAAAAAGCACCUUUUUAAUGAUUCCUGCUUCACUUUAACAGGACAAAGAAGGGAAAACUCAAAGGGAAAGGAAAAAAAAGUACAUAAUCUGAUGUUUUUCUGCAAAUCUGUAACCCUGCCCUUUUAUUUGGUAACAUUUUGGCCCGCUUUAUCAUUUCGACAAAUUUAAUAUUAUUUCAAGCUAAUACGUGAAAGUGACUGAGUGUCUCUGUGAUGACAUGAAGGGUUUGUGACAGAGUGUAUGUGCAUCUUUGUUAAUAGAGGUGUUCCUGAAAGGAAGCGCGUUUGUGUGUGAGUGUUUCUCAGCCGACUGCAAACGUGUGUUUCGAUUCUUCUGUAGGGGUCUCUCUGGUUUAGUAUCCGGUAUAUUUGCCUAGCUGCCACUCUGAGGGGUUCAUCGCACAUGUUUCUGUCCAAAAUUCUCAGCUACAAGGCUUGUAAAACAAUAUGUGCCUCUUUUGCCAGCGUAUUAAAAAGAAAUAUAUUUGUUUUGUAAAUUAUUUCUCCUUCUUUUCCCUUUUAAAGCCCCCUCUGACCUCAGAUGACUCAGUAUAUUUUUAACAAAGGAAUGGAAAAUAAAAAAAAAUCAGUUUAAAUCUUAAUGUCCACAAUAAAAGCACAAGGCGUUUGCUGAGAAUUUCUGACACAAAUCUGCCCUGAGCCUGUGAUCUUUGUGAAUAUUGUUAAUAGAAUAUUUUGUAAUAUUUGACCAUCGUUUGGCAGAACCAGUGAAGCCGUCCUCUUGUUAUAACUCUCCUCUCUGCACCCUUCUUGUUGUUGUCCUGUUGUAUCCUAACCUUCUAUGUAUACAACAGUAUGCUUUCAGUAGUCUUUAUGGCCGUCAGUGUUUUAUCUUCCAAACUCAGCGAGCAUUUUUCAGAGUUGUUGGGUAUGUGUACUCUGUGUGGUAAGGAAACUUGGUGUUUGUACUUUCUGUCCUCCUUGCUGUUUCAAGGGAUUUUAUUUAUUUAUUUAUUUUAUUUUUGAAUUAUUAUUCUUUACUUUCUCUUCUGGAGACUUUGAAAGCAAGGUUUGUUGUUGAGGUGACUGCAAGGACUCAAAGGACAUUGGAUCUGUGGAUCUCUGCCACCUUCAAAAAAAAAAAAAAAAGCUAUGCCGGUCUGACUGUCCCUCCCAAACGAGAAGCUCCUAUCACCAAAGUUUGUAAGAACUAAUGACUAAUGGUGGACAUUCAGUCCAAACUGCUGCCGCUCGUAUGAACUGUAACAUCUCAUUAAUAGGAACCCAGUUUACACAAACAGGAAAGAACAGAUGCAGUGGGAGCAGACCAACAACUGUUAAGUAAUCUAUUCCACAGAAGCAGAAUGUGAGCAUAACUAUAUCUGAGCAUCCUGAGAACUCCUGCUUCACUCCUCGUGGAUCCUGUGAACCUAAAGCCAAAACUACUAUACAAAAUCGGGGUGUGCUGAUCUCCAAUCUUCAUAGUAGUGACCUAGUACUGUCGUUGGUACUGUGACGAUUGCCUUCAUCCCCUUAGAUGUUUGGUCGACUGUGCUCUAAUUUACAUAGAGUAUAAAAAAGAAAACAAGCACAGGCAGACAAAGCUUAGUGUAUUUUAAAAGUAAGUUUAAAGACAUUGUCUCCACAAGUCGGAUAAUCAAAAAAAAAAACAAAAAAAAAUUCCACACGUGAUGUCUAGGUUGAUAAAGAAGUAAGGCUCUGCACAUUUUGUUGCUGAGAACGAUUAAAUGUCUUAUUUCCUGCUUCACUACAGGUUUCUUCACUUUCAGAUGACUAUAUUCCGCUCAAAAGUGUCAAAAAGACUGUAUUUUUAUUUCUUAACAAAUACAGAUCUGUGGUUGUGUUUGUCUCUUUCUCUGUUACGUAGUUUCCUUUGUCUUCUCUUGGCACUCACUCGGUUCUCCUCUCACUCUUUGCCUUCCUGUGCCACCUGUCACUGUUGAGACUUCUGCUGUGCGUAUCUUUGUCAGGUGUUGGAUAUUAUUUAUGACUUUGUCUUGUGUCCCGACUGUGAAUCGCCUGAUAAAACAUCUAUAUCUGCCACAAA
Oryzias melastigma (Indian medaka) is the source of this 4947-nucleotide messenger RNA. RefSeq names its product potassium voltage-gated channel, Shal-related subfamily, member 3 (gene kcnd3). Gene Ontology annotation, biological process: protein homooligomerization; potassium ion export across plasma membrane. The transcript has 7 exons. Lineage: Eukaryota; Metazoa; Chordata; Actinopteri; Beloniformes; Adrianichthyidae. The record is from RefSeq and is a predicted model, not a curated record. The coding region runs from base 683 to 2617 and encodes 644 amino acids. Gene Ontology annotation, cellular component: voltage-gated potassium channel complex; neuronal cell body; membrane. Gene Ontology annotation, molecular function: A-type (transient outward) potassium channel activity; protein binding.